This is a messenger RNA of Chenopodium quinoa (quinoa), 1524 nucleotides long. RefSeq names its product bifunctional nitrilase/nitrile hydratase NIT4A-like. The coding region runs from base 138 to 1184 and encodes 348 amino acids. The transcript has 5 exons. The record is from RefSeq and is a predicted model, not a curated record. Gene Ontology annotation, molecular function: nitrilase activity; nitrile hydratase activity. Lineage: Eukaryota; Viridiplantae; Streptophyta; Magnoliopsida; Caryophyllales; Amaranthaceae. Gene Ontology annotation, biological process: detoxification of nitrogen compound.
UUUUUGAAAAAAAACGAUUCUAGAAUAAUCCAAGAGAAAUGUGUUAAUAUUGUUCCCACGGAGUCCAUCGAAAUUGCAAAAGCAGAUACUUGGUAUGGUUGCCAAAAAACACUUGGUUGAAGAUAGGAGAGAGAAGGAUGUCAUUAGUACCGACCUCCGACGGUGGUAACAACGGGCCGUUCUUCGCAGAAGUAGAAAUGGGAGCUGACUCUUCUGCUCCCACUGUUCGCGCCACCGUCGUCCAAGCUUCUACCGUGUUCUAUGACACUCCUGCCACCCUCGAGAAGGCUGAAAGGUUGCUGGCUGAGGCAGCCUCAUAUGGAGCCCAGCUGGUUGUAUUUCCUGAAGCUUUUAUUGGUGGCUAUCCACGUGGUUCAAAUUUUGGGGUCACAAUUGGUAACAGGACAGCAAAGGGCAGGGAAGAAUUUCGAAAAUACCAUGCCUCGGCUAUUGAUGUCCCAGAUCCCGAAGUUGAUCGUUUAGCUGCAAUGGCUGGAAAAUACAAAGUAUAUUUGGUAAUGGGUGUAAUAGAGAGGGAUGGAUACACACUGUACUGUAGUGUUCUAUUUUUUGAUUCUCAAGGCCAUUACAUGGGAAAACAUAGAAAAAUGAUGCCAACAGCACUUGAGCGUGUAAUUUGGGGUUUUGGGGACGGAUCAACAAUUCCAGUUUUUGAAACUCCCAUUGGAAAAAUUGGUGCUGCUAUUUGUUGGGAGAACAAAAUGCCACUUUUGCGGAUGGCAAUGUAUGCUAAAGGUGUUGAGAUUUUUUGUGCUCCAACAGCUGAUGCAAGGGAGGUUUGGCAAGCAUCCAUGACCCAUAUAGCUCUUGAAGGUGGAUGUUUUGUUUUGUCAGCCAACCAGUUCUGUCGAAGGAAAGAUUAUCCUCCACCCCCUGAAUACGUGUUUUCUGGAAUGGAAGAUGAUCUGAAUCCUGAGUCAGUUGUAUGUGCUGGUGGUAGUGUAAUAAUAUCACCAUCAGGGGCUGUCCUUGCUGGACCAAAUCAUGAUGGUGAGGCGCUUAUCUCGGCCGAUCUAGAUUUGGGAGAGAUAGCACUGGCGAAGUUUGAUUUUGAUGUAGUUGGUCACUAUUCAAGACCGGAGGUACUUAGUCUGACUGUUAGGGACCAACCAACAAAUGCUGUAUCUUUCACAUCAGAUUCUGAAAGAACUGAAAGAUCUUAAGGCUGUUGCUGAUAGUAAUCUUGAUAAGCCAGUCCAUAUUGUGUAGGUAUAUCAAACCAUUCUGUAUCUGAACUUCUUUGUUUUGUAAAUCACUUUAUUCUUGUUUUGAUAACAUUUCUCAUCCAUUGUACUGAUUUGAUCACUCUUUUCUGUGUGUUUUGUACAUAAUUAAUUGUUAAAAUAAUUAGUGAGCAGCCCUGGGUCCUGUUUAGUGCUUUAUUAUUUAUUGAGUUUUAACUUGCACCAGGGUUGGAUAACUUUAACAGUUUAAUCAGACUGGCUGUAAGUUAUGGUAUGGUUGUGAUUGCAGAAGCUUACUUAUUUGUGGUGUUGAAUAAAA